Molecule: messenger RNA, 1000 nt
Organism: Balaenoptera acutorostrata (minke whale)
Lineage: Eukaryota; Metazoa; Chordata; Mammalia; Artiodactyla; Balaenopteridae
Gene: ISX
Product: intestine specific homeobox
Biological process (GO): regulation of transcription by RNA polymerase II
Molecular function (GO): RNA polymerase II transcription regulatory region sequence-specific DNA binding; DNA-binding transcription factor activity, RNA polymerase II-specific
Source: RefSeq, a predicted model, not a curated record
UCCAGGAGCUUCGGGAAAGGAAGGACGCCACCCUCCACCGGCAUAGGCCGCUCUGCCCCCCUUGCAGCUGCCCGCGGAGGGUGCCAAGGCGGGCCUGGCUCUCCAUGGGGGGAUGGAGAAGAAGAGCUCGGGGUGCUGUGGGGCCCCAAAGAAGCGGGGCCUGUCCUUCUCCAUCGAGGAGAUCUUAAAGAGGCCGGCUGAGAGGAGCGAUGCGGUCAGGCCGGAAGGGGCAGGUGGGCAGGCCACCGGGCAAGCAGCAGCUGCAGACUCCCGGCCGGAGAGACCCCCGCAGGACCAGCCCCAGGAGGAGAGGAAGGGCAAGCGGAGGAUCCGAACCACCUUCACCACCGAGCAGCUGCAUGAGCUGGAGAAGAUCUUCCACUUUACCCACUACCCUGAUGUCCACGUCCGCAACCAGCUGGCAGCCAGGAUCAACCUCCCAGAAGCUCGGGUACAGAUCUGGUUCCAGAAUCAGCGAGCCAAGUGGCGGAAGCAGGAGAAGACCAGCAGCCUUGGGGCUUCGCCGCAGCCCAGCGAGGCCGACUUGGCCCCGCCCACAAACCCGGACGUGGUCGGCCCCAUGCUGCUGCCCCCUGCACGGCCCAGGCUGGCUCCUCCCAUAGGUUGGUAUCCACCGGCUCAAGGUCAGCUGGCCUCUGCCUGGCUCCCCGCCCGGAUCGCCCUCCUCCCAUGCCACCCAUGGGAGACACAGCCUCUCCCGGGCCCUCUCAUCAUGCAGCAGACCUGCAUCCCUGCACUUUGCUUUUUUGCACCUCCGCACCCCAAAUGGGGCAACAUCUGUGCCACUUCCACACAGGGACCAGACAUCCUCUCCUUAGUGGAGCUGCUCUCUUCUCCAGGUGAAGACAGGUGGCGGGAAGGUGCCCAGGUCUCUGGGGGAAUCAAUCUCACGAUCCAAAGACAACCCACAGCCCAGGAAGCCACCCUGAGCUUGUCCCUUGGAAGGUCGCAUCGGACUCAGCAGCAAGGUGGCCAAUAA